CUCACCCCUCUCCUUUUUAUAGACUGGACGUGGGCUGACGCCCCGGGGGGUCCGCCCCCCCCUCGCCCCCAGGAUACAGAGCGAUGUCACCGAGCCCUGGUGGCCCUUUUUGGGGACCACCCCAACUCCCCCUUUGGGAUCCACCGCCUGGUGGAGCUCGGCCGCGGCGCUGGGAAGCGUGCAGGGGAUUGGUACGGCCCCUCCAUCGUGGCACACAUCCUCAGGAAGGCGGUGGAGAGCUGCCCCGAGGUGUCCGGGAUGGCGGUGUACGUGGCGCAGGAUUGCACCGUGUACAAAGAGGACGUGGCUGCGCUGCUGGAAGGGGACGCUGAGGCAGCCGUCAUCCUGCUGGUCCCCGUCCGCCUGGGGGGGGAACGUCUCAACCCCGUCUACGUGGAGGGCAUGAAGGUGGGGUUUCCAACAGGGAGCUGUUGGGGAGGGUCCAGAGCUGUAGAGCUGUUCUGUUAGGAUAAGUUCCUCUCUGCUCUGCUCUUGUGAGGCCCCGUCUGCAGCACUGCGUCCAAGUCUGGAGCCCCCAGGACAAAAAAGACAGGGAGCUGUUGGGGAGGGUCCUGAGGAGCCACCAAGAUGAGCAGGGGGGCUGCAGCACCUCCACUGUGAGGACAGGCUGAGGGAGCUGGGCUUGUUCAGCAUGGAGAAGAGAAAACU
Molecule: messenger RNA, 669 nt
Organism: Phasianus colchicus (ring-necked pheasant)
Lineage: Eukaryota; Metazoa; Chordata; Aves; Galliformes; Phasianidae
Source: RefSeq, a predicted model, not a curated record